Molecule: messenger RNA, 2948 nt
Organism: Salpingoeca rosetta
Lineage: Eukaryota; Choanoflagellata; Craspedida; Salpingoecidae
Exons: 2
Coding region: 540-2198 (552 amino acids)
Biological process (GO): regulation of DNA-templated transcription
Molecular function (GO): DNA-binding transcription factor activity
Source: RefSeq, a predicted model, not a curated record
CACGCAGCCUCUGCGCACCUGUCAUUUUCCUCACCAACCCUUUAACCCCAAACCUCACACAGCUCGCCUGCUUGCGUUGUUCGUCGCUGUCGUUGGUGAGCCUCUGACAACUUGCGCGUCCUUGCUUGACAUCACAACCCACACCUGCACCAAGUUGCAGCCCACACCCCACACCCCAUACACAACAUCCAUCCGUCCAUCAAGCAACGCAAAACACACCCACCAUCGCCUUCUUCUCCUGUUUCAAACCUCCUUUUUUGUUCUCCUCACUUCUCUGUCCUCUCUGUUGCUUGUGUUUCUGUGCAUGAGCAAACCUUGUCAUCAAUUACUUUUGCUUGCUCUGUCGUCGUCGUCGCCCUUGCUCAUCAAGAUCUUCUUCACUUCUCUCUCUCUCUCUCUAUCCUUCUUCACAACAACCAUCUCUCCCGCUUCCCACCACGACAACACACACACACACCACCCAUUUUCCACACCACGAUCACUUUGUUGAUCGCGAACACCAAUCCCAACACCAACGCCAAAGCAAACCACCACCCACCAUGUCGUCUUCUUCGUACCAUGUGUCCCACUCAUCACCAAUGCACAACACUGACGAUUGGUGGUGUUCCUCUGCACAACAGCGACUGGAACGCAGUGCCCGCCCAUGCGCGGCCGUGAAGCUGGAAUAUCAAGAGGUGGAAGAGAAAGGAGUGGAUGCUCCGGCAUUGUCAUCGCCAACCCCGUCUUCAGCCACAACCAUGAUGACGGCGGCUUACAACAACAACAACAACAACAACAACAAGCAGCACAAGGCCUCGGCCGCGCUUGCCUUUGAUGACUACAGCAACAACGACAACGACAGAGCCGUUUCUCCGGACCUGGCGUUGUCCAGCUCCGGCCUGUCUCCGUCCACGUUUGCUGACGACGCGUCGCCUCCACAUGCCCCCUUUGGUGACAACAACAACAACGCUGGCGAUGACAGGACGAUGUGCAUGCCGCUGCGCCAAACCGCCAAGCAGCAGCAGCAGCCACAGCCAUCUCCCCACCACCUCCUCUUCCCCGUCUCUGCCGCCAAUGCCCAUGAUGACUCGGGAUUGGCGUGCAACGACAGCCUCUUGAUGGAUGAUGGUGCUCGCUACACCUCCUCCACCUCCACCUCCAAUUCCACGGCCCCGCUCUCUGGGCAAGUGCACAGCGCUUCUCGUGUUCCUCCGCCACAAGCAGAGAUGCACAAGAGUACCAACAACAACAACAACAACAGCCGCAGCAGCACCAGGAUGACACGUUCCCUGAUGUUUGCUGGGCACCCUGACGGUGCCCGCUUGGUUGGUCUCUUUGAUACCCGUGAAGCGUCCCAGUGCUUUCACGGCGUCCCCGGACACGACCUCGAGUCCGACCCCGCGUCUGGCUCGCUGCUGUCGCUGUCCCCCUCUCCAACCGCCUCCACAGCGGACCACAUGAGUGGCUUCUUCUCCUUCCCUGCCUCACCGUACGAGGGUAGCAACCAGCCGCGCGUCGAUGGCUUUCUCCACGACGACAACUACGAAGACAACUUUGAUGAUGGCCUCAACCUCUUUGAAGACAACGAUCAAGAGGAGCUGCCCACCAAGCGCGCCAAGACAGAGCCGUCGAUGGUGACCCGCUCCAAGGUGCGCCGCCAGCAGCAGCACAAGCAACAGACCAAGAAGACCCGGGACGCCGCUGCUCCUGGUUCGCCCUCCUCCUCAUCCUCCUCCAGCCGCGCGUCUCCUGCCUCAACCUGGACGUCAUCCACCACCACAACAACGCAAUCGCAAUCGACCCGCUCGUCGGUGUACGAUCGCCAGGCCGUGACGGGGCCCUCCACCCCAGCCAGCGGCAGUGGUGGCAGUACCAACGCCAACGCUAACGAGGACGACAACGACGAGGCUCUGGACCUCUCGCUGAUGCACGCGGACAUCCGCAAGAUGCUUGAGAAGAGCAAGGCGGAGGGCCGCGAGCUGACGGCGAGCGAGCGCAAGGCCGUGCGCAACGAGAAGGCGCGCAUCCGCUCCAAGCGCAACCGCCUCAAGCGCAAGAAGGAGGCCAACAACAUGCGCAUGCGCGUGUCGCACCUGGAGAGCGAGAACCGGCAGCUGCACAGCAAGAACUGCCAGCUGGAAGGCGAGAACCACCGCCUCAACGCCCUCGUCGCCCAGCUCCAAGAGCAGCUCAAGCAGCAGCAGCAUCAGCAGCGCUAAACGACACGACCCCAUCACACACGGCCGCUAUAGCAAACAACACGUAAAUGCAAUUUCGCUUCACGAUAACGACAACAGCCGCCAUCACACGGAGACCGGGAUAUACGAUACAGGAUGAACAAGGAGGGGAUGUGACGUGUACUGCUCAGAGAGCGCCAGAGACAUCGUCCCUGUCCUCUCCUUUUUUUUUUUCCCCACCCCCGUUCUCUGUCUGUCUUUCUCGAUCCACGCCAGCAAACACAUGCAUGAUAUCUGUGGUUUGGCCUAUCUACUUGACCUUUCUGAAAGCCCCGAAAACGACAACACUCGUUUCCUUGCUUUUCCCCCAAAUUGUCCAUGCCAUCCCCUUUGAUUCGAUUAGGCGAUUCCACUCGCAGACAACAGCAGGCACAUGCCUUGCUGAUGAUGCUUCUGCCCUCUUAUGCUAUUUGACACUUUUUUUUUUUCGCACCUAUGUGUGCACAGGUUGCACGACACAGUUUUUGUGUGUUGAUCCACGCUCCCAAACCAUCAUGAUUUAUGUUUGUGGUGGCGAUGGUGCAUCUCUACGGCUUCCCCUCUUUCUUUCUUUCUUUCUUUCUUUUUUUUUUUCCUGUUUGCCCUGUUGCUUCCUUUCUUCCUUCCUCUUCCAUGCUUGUCGCUUGUUCUUGGCGGUUUCCCCGCCAACGCUCGUGUACAUACAGAUGACAUGUUGCUCGCGUCUAUCAAAUAAACACAGCGCAAAGCAGUUUUAUUGUAAAGUGUGAACCC